UUGGUGUAGUGGUGAUGUUGGUGGUGGUGGUGGCGAUGGGCAAUGGAGCAUAAACCUAGACGGUGAAUGACUCAUUCCAGCCACUCAUACUACACACAUCCACACAGACUCACUCACUCAUACUUCCAUUUCAGCAGGUGUUAGUAACACAGAUAGUUAUGUAGUAUAAGAGUACAGUACAAGAUGUCAGAAUACUGCCUGCGUUGGAACAAUCACCGGCCUAACUUGGUGACUGUUUUUUCCGAACUGCUCACUUCAGAAGCUCUAGUAGAUGUAACGUUAGCAACCGACGGUCACUACAUCCAUGCCCAUAAAUUAGUAUUGUCAGCAUGUAGUGUUUAUUUUAAGGAUCUGUUUGGGGCGAACCCAUGUAAACAUCCAAUAGUCAUCUUAAAAGAUAUUAGAAUUGAUGAUCUCAAAACAGUCAUUGAUUUUAUAUAUCGGGGCGAAGUAAAUGUUGCCCAAGACAGACUUCAGGAUGUGCUCAAGACUGCAGAAUCACUUAGAAUUAAAGGUCUAGCAGAGAAUCCUCGUAACUACGAUGAGAUUCCCUGUCAAAGUACGCGCUUCCCGUCAUCUGGCCUUGGGCCACAGGUAGCAAGACAAAGAUCGUCCUUAACAGAUUCCCGAGAGCAGUCGCUUAGUUUAGAAGGGGAAGAGGAUGGAGAACCUGGUACACCACCUUCUUCAAAACGUAGAAAGAUUACUUCCUCCCAUGACAGUUCCGAAAGUCAACAUGAUGAACAAGAAAACGACAAUACAAAUCGUGUGUUGAAUGUUAAGGAUGAGCCUGUGGAUGACCGUGAAAAUGAUAAGUCACAUUCAGGGGAUACAGAACAGGAGUCAAAUGUGAAUAGGGUAGCAGAUGCAAUGUUGAUGUUGCAGGGAGCAAGUCAGGAUAGUGGAGAAGAUUCUGGCAAUGCUGCAGGGACCAGUGCGGAUGCCACCUUAUCGUCGUCUCACUCUCAAGGGUCGAUGUGUCGAUGGGGUGCUGGAGAACCCCCCACGCUGGAGUCGCUCCUGGCUGGGCCUUACACCCCCCCUGGCCCCCCAACACCUGCAUCUUCCCCCCCUCCACCUCCUGUAGUUCUGCCUUCUCAAUCAUUACCCUCGUCCUUGUCCCUUAUCUCCUACCCAAUGCAUCCACCAGGUCCCCCGUUUCAUAUUCCCAAGGGUUGGCCUCCCCAGUUUCGCAGGAUGUCCCCAAAUAUGCUUAUGGCUAUUGAGGCUGUGCGCUCAGGGAAAAUGGGCUUCACCCAGGCUGGCAAAACUUAUGGUGUGAAUGGUCGAACGCUGUGGGUAUAUUAUCGUAAAUUAGGAUAUGAAGUACACAAUACUUUUAGAGGUAAAAAGAAGUUUUUUGAAAACCCAGCUCCAAACAUGAAUUUCACUGCAAAUGUCAAUUGUCCGGGAUCUUCUAAAGACGAGGAAUUCUCUCAAGAAGAUGUACCUGCUAUACCUGUUGUAACAGUUGUUGAAGAUGAUGAUGAUGAAAUCAUACCUACUGAUAAUAGUGACUCAUUAAUUGAUGUUCCUGUAAGUGAAGGGCAUCUUCAGUCUACCAGUGAAGAACAUUUUACUUCUCAUCAACCUCCCCCUCCUCUGCCUCAUCCUGUUCAUCUCCCUCAGCCACCUCCUCCAAGUAACCAAAAUGAGGAAGUUACUGCUGAUGAAGCUUCAAGAACACUUCAGAAUUUAUUAGAUUCCAUUAACAUGAAAAAUAUUUGGACAACAUCUGUAUAAGUUUACUUUACUUAUGAGUGAAAUGAUUAAUCUCAGUAUUCAGUAUUGUAGUAGAAUUGCUAGGUUUUAAUUUUGGAGGUCAGUUAUUUCUACAAUAUGCUAUAAAUUUUGUAAGUCACUGCACCAUACAUGUAUACAGUGUAUGUAAAAAUGCAGCACAUAUACAGUUUAUACUGUACGUACUAUAUUUCAUAAAUGUAGACAAUUGCACACCUAUGAACAGAUAAUACAUGUGCAUACACAAUUAUAUAUAUGUGUGUGUACAAAACAUUAUACAUAGGGCUGUAUAUAUGUAUACUUACUGAAUUUUUAUUGGUAUGUCUGUACCAAGGCUUAAAGGAUCUAUUGUAGUCAACAUUUUAGUCAUUUGUGUUAACGGUAUUAGUUACCAGAGUCUGUGAUUGGAAGAAUCUGGAAUAUAUUAGUGGCAGUAUGAUCUCACAUCUCUCCAUUUGUCUAUCAGUGUAAGUACAGUAUUUAAGGGAAGGGCCAUAAGGGUUGGUACAUAAGGUAACUAAGAUUGUUUGUGGUGUUUUAAUCUGUGUGGUGUAAGACUCUGUUAAAGUGACAUGAGUUAGCUUUAUCAUCAUAAAUUUAUAUGCUUGUUGAAAGUUGCUUGUCAAAAAUCUUUUAUUUGUGCUUGUUAUUGACUCGUCAGUGGCACAGUGGCAUAUUGUACUUGUACAGUUUAUGUUUGUAAUGAUUUGGGAUUGUAUUUCUCUUGUGUUGCCAUGCUUGCUUCUUCUUGCUUCUUAGGCAUUAGUUGAUUUGCUAGGAAGGAAACUUUCCAUGAUUAGUUGUGCCAGCCAUUUAUAUAGUUUACAAGAUGGAGAUUAUUUAUUGAACUGGUAAACCGGUACAUUCUCGAUUGCUGUCUUUUAGCAUUUAAACUUGCAUAUUGCAAGGUCGUAGGUAUUGUUAUAGCUUUUUGUGGUGGAUGAAGUUGUGGAAGCCACUUGAUGCGUGCCACUGACGGGUAUUUUUUUCA
Macrobrachium nipponense is the source of this 2731-nucleotide messenger RNA. Its product is annotated as protein bric-a-brac 2-like. Bases 184 to 1743 code for a protein of 519 amino acids. Lineage: Eukaryota; Metazoa; Arthropoda; Malacostraca; Decapoda; Palaemonidae. The record is from RefSeq and is a predicted model, not a curated record. Gene Ontology annotation, biological process: regulation of transcription by RNA polymerase II. The transcript is spliced from 8 exons. Gene Ontology annotation, cellular component: nucleus. Gene Ontology annotation, molecular function: protein binding; DNA binding.